AUGGAGGAUGUGUUCGCUUCCAUGGAGGAUGUGUUCGCUUCCAUGGAGGAUGCCUUGAACGACUCCAAUGUUCAGUUCCUGGACCAGGAUGAUGACGACGAUCCUGACACAGAGUUGUACCUCACUCAGCCCUUCGCCUGUGGGACGGCUUUYGCAGUCAGCGUGCUGGAUUCCCUGAUGAGUGCUACAUACUUCAACGAUAAUAUCCUCACCCUGAUCCGGACGCUGGUAACAGGGGGGGCCACUCCGGAGCUGGAGGGUCUGUUGGCGGAGGAGAACGCAUUACGAGGAGGCUACAGCACGCCGCAGACCCUCGCUAACCGGGACAGGUGUCGUGUUGCACAGCUAGCCUUGUACGACGGGCCUUUCGCUGACUUGGGGGAUGGCGGUUGCUACGGUGACUUGUUUUGUAAAGCGUUAAAAACAUACAACAUGCUUUGCUUCGGAAUUUACCGAUUGAGGGACGCCCAUCUAAACACACAAAGUCAUACAAGUCAAUGCACUAAACGGUGAGUAUGUUAGGAGGUGAGUUACUGUUGACACAUUGUCCACGUGAAUAACUGUAGAUGGCUCAUUUUGAUAGUUUUGGAUAAAUCGAUAACUUCAUAUUGAU
Salvelinus sp. IW2-2015 is the source of this 613-nucleotide messenger RNA. RefSeq names its product calcium-activated potassium channel subunit alpha-1. Gene Ontology annotation, cellular component: postsynaptic membrane. Lineage: Eukaryota; Metazoa; Chordata; Actinopteri; Salmoniformes; Salmonidae. Gene Ontology annotation, biological process: potassium ion transmembrane transport. The record is from RefSeq and is a predicted model, not a curated record. Gene Ontology annotation, molecular function: large conductance calcium-activated potassium channel activity.